UCGGGUCUUGCUCGGCUCCCGGCGGGGUGGGGGUUCCGGCGGGGCCGCCUCCCUGUUCCCGGCCUCUUGCUUUCCAGGAGGUUCGGGGCCCUGGGCACAGAGCGGGGACCCACCUCGGGGCCGGGGCGGUGGUCCAGCAUCCGGAGACGUCUGAGCAGCGGGGCGGGGGCAGGGGUCGCCCCCACCGGAGGAGCGGCCAGGCCCGGCGCUGUCUGUCCAACUUCUUGCUCUCCGUCCUUGUCGGUCCCCGUCUCCUCUCGCAGCUGCCUCUAAACAGCCUGGGCCCGCUGGGAGGGUGGUCGCGCGGCCGCAGACACCAUGAGCGUGGGCUUCAUUGGGGUUGGCCAGCUGGCCUUGGCUCUGGCCAAGGGCUUCGCGACAGCAGGUGUCCUGGCUGCUCACAAGAUAAUGGCCAGCUCCCCAGACAUGGACCUGGCCAUGGUUUCUGCCCUCAGGACGUUGGGGGUGAGCCUGACACCCCACAACAGGGAGACGGUGCGGCACAGCGACGUGCUCUUCCUGGCCGUGAAACCGCACAUCGUCCCCUUCAUCCUGGACGAGGUUGGCCCCCACAUCGAGGGCAGGCACAUCGUGGUGUCCUGCGCCGCGGGCGUCACCAUCAGCUCCGAGGAGAAGAAGCUGCGGGAGUUCCGGCCGGCCCCCCGGGUCGUCCGCUGCAUGACCAACACGCCCGUGCUGGUGCGGGAGGGGGUGACCGUGUACGCCAUGGGCACCCACGCCCAGGUGGAGGACGGCCGGCUCCUGGAGCAGCUCCUGGGCAGCGUGGGCUUCUGCACGGAGGUGGAGGAGGACUUGAUUGACGCUGUCACCGGGCUCAGCGGCAGCGGCCCCGCCUACGCCUUCACAGCCCUGGAUGCUCUGGCUGAUGGCGGCGUGAAGAUGGGGCUCCCGAGGCGCCUGGCCGUCCGCCUUGGGGCCCAGGCCCUCCUGGGGGCGGCCAAGAUGCUGCUGGACUCAGGACAGCACCCAGGCCAGCUCAAGGACAAUGUGUGCUCCCCCGGCGGGGCCACCAUCCACGCCCUGCACGUGCUGGAGAGCGGGGGCUUCUGCUCCCUGCUCAUCAAUGCUGUGGAGGCCUCCUGCACCCACACUCGCGAGCUGCAGUUCAUGGCUGACCAGGAGACGGUCUCGCCAGCGGCCAUCAAGAAAACUGUUCUGGACAAGGUGACGCUGGACUCCCCUGCGGUGGCCUCGCUGUCCCCAUCUGGCCACACCAAGCCUCUGCCCCACAGUCUGGCACUGGCAGACAAGGACUGACUCUCUGGGCUGCCCCUGUCCUGCCAUCCACUCCCUCUUCUGGCUUCAGGCUCCUGCCCUGGAGGGGGUCUCUAGCCCCAAGCUUCCGUGGCCCAAGGCCAGGGUCAGCCCAGUUCAGCGCCAGGAAGGGGGCGUGUCACUUCCCCUGGGGCUCCCUGUGGCCCAUGAGAGCCCCCAACAGGGAUGGAUCCUCCAGCCUCCACCUCCCCACCUUCCGUUUCCACCCCAAACCCAGCAGCUUCCUCUGCAGCUCGGCCCAGAGGGCCUUCACCCCCUGCACCCCAGCAUCGGGCCUGGGCUUGGCCCUUCAAGUACACAGGCCCAAGGUUCCCUCUGGGAAGACUGGAGGAUGAAGUCCAGUCCCCCUCCUGCUCUUCCUGCCCUCCACUCCCAAGGGGACCUGCCCCGUGCAGAAGGAACAGGGGUCCCAGGCAUCCUGGGCCCACAGAGGGGCCCUGGCCAGAUGCCACGCUCUGGUGGUCCCAUUAGACAGGGAGAAGGGGCUCCUCGGUGGCCUUGCUGCGGCCCCUGCACACCUGGGUGCUGCGCACCCCGGAUGCACCACCUUCUUCCCAGCCUUGCGGUUAAAUAAAUGGGU
Lepus europaeus (European hare) is the source of this 1876-nucleotide messenger RNA. It is a transcript of the gene PYCR1, whose product is annotated as pyrroline-5-carboxylate reductase 1. Gene Ontology annotation, molecular function: pyrroline-5-carboxylate reductase activity. Gene Ontology annotation, biological process: L-proline biosynthetic process. NCBI's taxonomy places the organism in Eukaryota, Metazoa, Chordata, Mammalia, Lagomorpha, Leporidae. The record is from RefSeq and is a predicted model, not a curated record.